This is a messenger RNA of Oryza brachyantha (malo sina), 1832 nucleotides long. Its product is annotated as ACT domain-containing protein ACR8. The transcript has 3 exons. The record is from RefSeq and is a predicted model, not a curated record. NCBI's taxonomy places the organism in Eukaryota, Viridiplantae, Streptophyta, Magnoliopsida, Poales, Poaceae. Bases 1 to 1317 code for a protein of 438 amino acids.
AUGGAGUGGCUGGACGAGUACGAGAAGCUGGUGAUCAGGAUGAACACGCCGAGGGUGGUGAUCGACAACGCGGUGUGCCCCACGGCGACGCUCGUGCAGGUGGACAGCGCGAGGAAGACGGGGGUGCUGCUCGAGGCGGUGCAGGUGCUCGCCGACCUCGACCUGUCCAUCAACAAGGCGUACGUCUCGUCGGAUGGCAGGUGGUUCAUGGACGUAUUCCAUGUCACCGACCGCCUCGGCCGCAAGCUCACCGACGACAGCGUCAUCACCUACAUCGAGCAGUCUCUGGGGACGUGGAACGGGCCAGCGCGGCCGGCGGCGCUCGAGGGGCUGACGGCGCUGGAGCUGACGGGGGCCGACCGGACGGGCCUCAUCUCGGAGGUGUUCGCCGUGCUCGCCGACAUGGACUGCAGCGUCGUGGAGGCGCGGGCGUGGGCGCACCGCGGGCGCCUCGGCUGCCUCGUCUUCCUCCGCGACGAGGAGGCCGACACCGAGAGGAUGGCGCGCAUCGAGGCCCGCCUCGGCCACCUCCUCCGCGGCGACUCUGCCUCUGGCGGCGCCGUGGCCGCCGUCCCCGCCGCGACCGUCGCGCACGCCGAGCGCCGCCUUCACCAGCUCAUGUCGGCCGACCGCGACCAGGAGGAGCGCGCGUCGGAGUCCCCGACCCCCGCCGUGUCCGUCCAGAGCUGGGCGGAGCGCGGCUACUCGGUGGUCACCGUCCAGUGCCGCGACCGCCCCAAGCUGCUGUUCGACGUCGUCUGCACGCUCACCGACAUGGACUACGUCGUCUUCCACGGCACCAUCGACACCACCGGCGACCAAGCGCACCAGGAGUUCUACAUCCGCCACGCCGACGGGCGCCCCAUCCGCUCCGAGGCCGAGCGGCAGAGAGUGAGCCAGUGCCUCCAGGACGCCAUUGAACGGAGAUCACUAGAGGGGGUGAGACUGGAGCUGUGCACGCCGGACCGGCCGGGAUUGCUGUCGGAUGUCACGCGGACGUUCCGGGAGAACGGAUUGCUGGUGGCGCAGGCGGAGGUGUCGACCAAGGGCGACAUGGCCUCCAACGUGUUCUACGUCACCGACGCCGCCGGCCAGGCCGUCAACCAGAGCGCCAUUGAUGCCGUGAGGCAGAGGGUUGGCAUGGACUGUCUCGUUGCCAAGGAGGAGCACCGGCCGCAGCUCUACCAGAAGGCCGGGCCGGGCGUCCGUGACGACGGCAAUGGCGGCGGCGGUGGCGGUGGCAUUGGGCUGUUCUACCUUGGCAAUUUCGUCAGGAGGAACCUGGUCAGCCUGGGAUUGAUCAAAUCGUGCUCCUAGACAUGAAGCCGAGACACGAAGAAUCCAAAGAACUCAAAUUUCACCCAAGAGGAACCCAACAACACAACAAUCGUUCAUCUUGCUUGCUGCUACUGUACUGCAAUCCACACCAUAUAAGCUCCUGUGCAUAGGACAUUCUGAAACACAACAAGAAGGUGCAGAAGUGGUUGAAAGCUCUCAGCCAAGUCACAUUCAGAUAGAAGAAGCAAAAGAGCUGCAAGAAUGGUGAAAAAAACAUUCACAAAGAAGGAAUUCAGAUCAAGUUAAGCCAGGCAAGAGGGGAGGAGGAACAAGAUGAUACUAGACCACUAGAGUCUAUAGGCUUAAUUAGCAGUAGAAAAGUGUAGCUAUGUACAUAGAGAGAAUUUGAUGCUGUUUAGUACUAGUGUGUAGUGAGUGCAUUCAUGAUGUUCUUAGUAGGAGACACAGUAGACAAAAACAAUGGAAGCAAGGACGGUUUGUUAUCCUGUACUGUGCUGUUUUUCUGCCUUCUUUGGCAAAACAAAAUUCUUUGA